AUGAAAAACUACUACAUUUGUUUAUUGGGAAUAAUUUUUAUUAUAAGUUAUAGUCAUGCAAAAGUUAUAAAUAAAGAAUUCGAUAUAUGUAGAGAGAUAUUAGGAGAAGAACUGAUUAGGGAAAUUGGUUCUUAUGAAUCUGUGAAAGAUGAAAUACUGAAAUAUGUUAUAGAAGGCGACUUUAAAGGGAAAACGUACAAUGAAUUGGCUAAGUUUGUAGAUAAAUUUGGUGCUCGUCCAUCAGGCACUGAAGCUCUAGAGAAUUCUAUUGAUUACAUUAUUGAAAGGACACGUGAAGAAGAUAUAGAUAACAUAGUUACAGAGGAAUUAGAGGUACCGCAUUGGUCUAGAGGCAAAGAGAAAAUAACUAUGUUACAACCAAGAAUUAAAAAUAUAUCUGUGUUAGGAUUAGGUCGCAGUAUCAGUACACCACCAGAGGGCAUAACCGCUGAAGUGGUCGUUAUUAGAAAUUUUGAUGAACUAGAAAAUAGCAAGGAAGAAGAUAUCCGGGGAAAAAUAGUAAUAUACGAUCCUGUUUAUACCACAUAUGGUGAAACUGGAAUAUACCGAACACAAGGUGCAUCUAGAGCAGCAGCUAAAGGUGCUAUAGCGUCAUUAGUACGUUCAAUUACACCAUUUUCUAUUUACUCGCCACACACUGGUGCACAAACAUAUGAUGAAAAUGUUACAAAAAUCCCAAUAGGCGCUAUUACCCUGGAAGAUGCUGAUUUAAUUAGAAGAAUAACAAAACGAGGAGAAAGAGUAGUUUUGAAAAUUGAAAUGAUAUCUUCUUACGAUACUAAAAUAUCAAGAAAUACUAUUAUUGACCUAAAAGGAAGAGAAAAGCCUGAAAGUCUUGUAAUUGUAUCGGGUCACAUCGACAGUUGGGAUGUUGGUCAAGGAGCUAUGGAUGAUGGAGGCGGAAUUUUUAUUAGUUGGGCGGCUCCUGUAAUUUUAAAGCGUUUAAAUUUACAGCCAAGAAGAACAGUCCGAUCAAUAUUUUGGACUGCGGAAGAAUUAGGUUUGGUUGGCGCUUAUGCAUAUGAAGAAAAACAUCGAGAUGAAAAUCAUAAUAUAAAUUUCAUAAUGGAGUCUGAUGUGGGCACAUUUGCUCCUCUGGGUUUGACAGUAGCCGGUAAUCAGGAAUCCAGAUGUAUUAUUGGAGAGAUUUUGAAAUUAUUUAAAUCGAUUAAUGCUUCAGCUUUAAUCGAAACCAAUAGUCCUGGUCCGGACAUAGCUGUUAUUACAAAUACUGGUAUUCCAGGAGCCGGUCUAUAUAAUGCUAAUGAAAAAUAUUUUUGGUUUCAUCACACUGAGGGAGAUACAAUGAAUGUAGAGGACGCACAUGAACUUGAUCUAGGCUCUGCCUUUUGGACUGCGGUUGCCUACAUAAUUGCUGAUAUUUCUGUCGACAUACCUCGGUAA
Messenger RNA from Achroia grisella, 1425 nucleotides. RefSeq names its product carboxypeptidase Q-like. The record is from RefSeq and is a predicted model, not a curated record. The transcript is spliced from 3 exons. Gene Ontology annotation, biological process: proteolysis; peptide catabolic process. Gene Ontology annotation, molecular function: metallodipeptidase activity. Lineage: Eukaryota; Metazoa; Arthropoda; Insecta; Lepidoptera; Pyralidae. Bases 1 to 1425 code for a protein of 474 amino acids.